UGGAGCAAGAUAACAGUGAUAAAUGCCAACUCAUUGGUUAGUACUAGUGACUAAUGUAAUAUAUGUCAACCUUUAUCAGUAUUUCAGAAUGAAUGUUGAAUACAUCUUGAAAAAUGCUGCAGGAUUGGAUGGCGAAGGCCCACACUGGGAUGACGUCACCGGUACACUUCUGUAUGUGGAUAUAAACGGAUACGCCAUUCACCGAUAUGAUGCAGAGACAGGCAGCGAUGACAAACUUGAACUGGAUGGUCCUGUUGGAUUUGCUGUCCCUGCCAGAAAAGGUGGGCUGAUAGCAAGCGUGGGUCGCUCUCUGGUACACGUGGACUGGGAUACAAAGAAGGUGACCAAACUUCACGAAGUGGAACAGGGUCUACAGACACGUUUUAAUGAUGGAAAGUGUGAUCCAAAAGGAAGAGUGUGGGCUGGAACGAUGGGUCCUGAGGAGCCUGAUAUUGAGAGUAUGCCAAAGAUUGGCAAUCUUUAUUGUUUGGAUUUGGAUGGGAGUUUGCACACAUUAGUGAGGAACAUUGGCAUUUCCAAUGGCCUUGCUUGGAAUGAAGAUGAGAAGACUAUGUACUAUGUCGACUCAACACCUCGGCAGAUAUACCGGUACAGCUAUGAUGCUGCCACUAGACAAAUUUCAAAUAAAAAAAUAAUCGUGGAUAACAGGGGGGACUCACUUGCAGAGAAAGGUGUCCCUGAUGGCAUGACCAUUGAUACAGAGGGUAAACUCUGGGUGGCAUGCUACCUCGCUGGAAAAGUUGUUCAAUAUGAUCCUGAAACAGGUAAAGAGUUGCAAACAGUAUACAUCCCAUCUUCAAAAAGAAUAACAUCAUGUUGUUUCGGCGGGAAAAAUUUGGAUGAACUCUAUGUCACUUGUUCAGCUUAUGAUGUUCCUAAAGAUGAACUACAGAAAUACCCAUUGUCCGGAUCUAUUUGUCGGGUCUCUGGGCUUGGAGUUAAGGGUUAUAAAGCAAACAUUUAUGAAGGGAGAAUUAUGAUUUAAAAAUGUGUGAUUACUACUUGAAUUUGUGGAGUUUUGGCUGCAUUGCAAUGAAUGCUACACUUUGCAUUUACGAGUUUUGGAGCAAAAAUCAUGAAAUUUGUAAAAAUAGCUAAAAACUGGAAAAACUCUUUAGAUCCGAUAUAUAUGCCAUUGGCAUUUGCAAACAAGUAUUUUGUAGACGUAUGUAACCCUUUGAUUAUAUAUCAAGUUGUUUGACAUAAAUAUGUGGGGGCAUUUACGAGAUUUUGGGGCUUAAACAAUUAUUUUCUGAAAGUAUGUAACCCUUUAAUUGUAAAUCAGAUUGACAUUAAUGCAUGGAGACUUUUUCAAGUUUUGGGGCAAAAAAAUGAAAUUUGUCAUUGGAGUAUUGUUUAAAAAUGGAAAACUUCGAGAAUCUUACAAGCACAAUAUGGACAUUCGCAAACAUGUAUUUUGCUUUAUAGAACGUAACCCCUUGUUUACAAUUAUAUAAAAUUGUUUGGCAUUAAGGCGCCUGAAUUACUGAAAUAUUUGUAAGAGAUAUGCUUGCAGGCAGUAUUAAUCCAGAAUUUGUAAUCGCAUUGUAAAUACCGGUAGCAGUUUCAAGCUCCACAUGCAGCGUCUGUGAGUAACUUCUACAGUGACCUAACAUGUUUAAUAGUGUAAUUAACUUAGUACUUCUUGCCCAUUUCAAACGCGAGGUGCUUGGGUAAUAUAUCAAUUUGCCAUUCAUAGCUAAGGCAAAUGUGUCCUGAGAAUAUGGUUUGACAAGCCUUUUUGCCCUUGAAAAAAAGAUGGGUUGCCGAUACGAUGCAAAAAAAAAUUCUGUACAUUUAUGUAUUCAGAGAUGAUGGAGAGGUGGCCAUGGUAGGUUAUCGGCAAUUUUGUGGCAGUCACAAAUCUACCAUUUGAUUAUCAUAGCAGAUUUUUUUUACUUAUCGUUUGCCGGAAAGGGCUGACGCAAAUGCACACUCGAUCGCUUGUUCGGUAGUAAUACAUACAUGCAGUAUAUGCAAGUUUUGGAGUUUUCCAAAAUUCGAUUUUGCUACCAAAUUUUCUUUCUGUUUUUUUUUUCAGGUUUCAAACUUUGUAUUCGCUGUUAUGUGAGUUGGGAUAAAUGACAAGUAUCUCUCUCUGAGCAUUGUCAUACUCUCAACCACGUAAUUCUGCGCGAUAGUAAUCUCCAUGUAUACGGAUAAAGUCAAAUUCCUUUCCUUGACCUAAGAAUUAUAUCAUCUUUAGUUUCUGACUUGUUUCGGUCAUUGAAUUCGUUCAGUUUUUUCUACAGGUUGGAUAAAUCAUGCCCUUUUAGCAAUCAAAUCAAUAUAUUGAACUUCACAUAUUGUUAUUCUGUGGGGAUCCAGAUUAGAAUUAGGUCCUCAGUAUCCCUUGCUUGUCGUAAGAGGCGACUAAAUGGGGCGGUCCUUCGGAUAAGACCGCAAAAACUGAGGUCCCAUGUCACAGCAGGUGUGGCACGAUAAAGAUCCCUCCCUGCUCAAAGGCCAUAAGUGCCGAGCAUAGGCCCAAGUUUUGCAGUCCUUCACCAGCAAUGGUAACGUCUCCAUAUGAAUGGAAAUUUCUCGAGCGUCUCGGGACGUUAAACAAUAUACAAUCAACCAACCAACUUUGUCACUUUUAUUCUUUGCAGGGUUUUUUAAUGGCCUCUUCUGCUGUUUUUGUCAGUGUUUACUCCCUUGUACUUGA
Messenger RNA from Ostrea edulis (European flat oyster), 2689 nucleotides. RefSeq names its product regucalcin-like. Gene Ontology annotation, molecular function: calcium ion binding; enzyme regulator activity; gluconolactonase activity. Bases 23 to 1006 code for a protein of 327 amino acids. Gene Ontology annotation, biological process: L-ascorbic acid biosynthetic process. The transcript has 5 exons. Lineage: Eukaryota; Metazoa; Mollusca; Bivalvia; Ostreida; Ostreidae. The record is from RefSeq and is a predicted model, not a curated record.